Molecule: messenger RNA, 1340 nt
Organism: Aphanomyces astaci
Lineage: Eukaryota; Oomycota; Saprolegniomycetes; Saprolegniales; Verrucalvaceae
Exons: 6
Coding region: 11-841 (276 amino acids)
Biological process (GO): proteolysis
Cellular component (GO): membrane
Molecular function (GO): serine-type endopeptidase activity
Source: RefSeq, a predicted model, not a curated record
UGCGGAGGCCAUGGCAAGUCCGAGCAGAGCUGGGAGAUACCAGCCCAACCAAACUCCGCAUCAACCUGCGCAGCAACAUUCCCCGUCGGAAGAUGGACCCAUCGUGAUCGAGGAAGGCGCUCGAACCAACGUAAACACAGGCGACGUGGAGGGGAUGGCCAAACCACCGACCAAGUUCUUGCCCCAGUUCAAGUUCAUCCUCUUCAUGAUCUUUGUGAAUGUCGUGUUGUUCGUCGUGGAAAUCGGCGAGAACGGGUGGGCGUUCGAGGAUAUGAAACUGAACCCGCUGCUUGGACCGACGGCGACGGUGCUUCUGCAAAUGGGAGCCCAGCGCUCCGACUUGAUCUUCGAUGGCGAAUGGUGGCGCUUGAUCACGGCUAUGUUUCUGCAUGCAGGCUUGCUGCACUUGUUCUUCAAUAUGCUGGGCUUGUACCAGUUGGGCGUGGAAUUAGAAAACGCGUUCGAUCGCCGCCGCAUUGUCUUCAUCUACUUUACCUCGGGCAUCGUCGGAGCCAUUUGCUCGGCGGUGUUCGUUCCGGAUGUGGUGGGCGUGGGCGCAUCCGGGGCAAUUUUUGGGCUUUUUGGGGCCACAUUUGCUGAAUUUAUCCUGAAUUGGGCCCUGUAUGCCAACCGCAUUUGCCACAUGACAAACUUGGUGGUCGUGGCCAUUGUCAACCUGGCCAUUGGGCUGUUGCCGUAUGUCAACAACUUUGCCCACCUGUCCGGCUUUAUCGUACGUGAUUUCAGAAGAUUCAACUAUUAUUUAUCAUAUUGCAGAUUCAACUAUUAUUUAUCUUCGUUUCAAUUUAGACGGGGUUGGGUAUGGGGUUUGCCAUGCUGAGUCUCCCAACGAACCGCCAAGAUCGCUUAUUGAACACCCGGUCGCCCAGACAGCGACUCCUGGGCAAGAUUGGCGGCACAUUUACCUUUUUAUUCGCGCUGCUGUUUAUCAUCUUGCUGGCUACUCAUUCGGACGCGUCCAAGGCGUGCUCGUGGUGCAAGUACCUGGACUGCGUGCCGGCCCCGUGGUGGAGCUGCGACACGUCUGGAGGCCAGUGCUACGGCCACAAGUUCACCAACGGCACCCUUAUCGUCACAUGCCCCGGAGGCCGCAACGUCAGCGCUCCCGUCGGAAGCGACUUCACCGCGGCCGUGUGCUCGUCCGUGUGCACGUAAUUUAAACCAGUAUCGACCGCACACGGUUGAAGUCUUGGUUUUUGAGGGCUCGGUGUGAUGGGAUUAGUCGUAGUGGUCCGUAGUACUCGGUAAGCUAGUCUACACUACGCAUGAGGUUAAUGUACAAGGUAUUGUGAAUUCGAAAUAAACUUGCAAAAUUCGCC